Rhododendron vialii is the source of this 2747-nucleotide messenger RNA. RefSeq names its product pentatricopeptide repeat-containing protein At3g53700, chloroplastic-like. The transcript has a single exon. The record is from RefSeq and is a predicted model, not a curated record. NCBI's taxonomy places the organism in Eukaryota, Viridiplantae, Streptophyta, Magnoliopsida, Ericales, Ericaceae. Gene Ontology annotation, molecular function: protein binding. The coding region runs from base 1 to 636 and encodes 211 amino acids.
AUGAUUCCGGUAGGACUUCAACCUAAUAACAUCACCUAUAAUUCAAUGCUCUAUCACUACUGCAGAGUUGGCAAUAUCAAGAAGGCGGCAAACAUUGUCCAAACCAUGGCUUCAAAUGGGUGUGAACCGGAUGUUGUCACCUAUUGUGUCUUAAUACAUGGAUUGUGUAACGUGGGUAGAAUCGAGAUUGCAAUUAGGCUUCUCAUAACUAUCCAGAUGAAAGGAAUGGCGUUGGCCCCACAAACCUAUAAUCCCUUGCUCCGAGAACUCUUCAAACGGAAGAAAACAAAAGCAGCCAUGAGACUGUUUAGAGAAAUGAAAGAGAAGGGUGACCCUCCAGAUGCAUUUUCGUAUGAAACUGUGUUUCGUGGGCUUUGUUCUGGCGGAGGACCUAUUGGAGAGGCUGUCGAUUUCGUCGUUGAAAUGACUGAGAAAAGACUAAUACUGGAAUUCUCUACGUUCUGUAUGCUGGCUGAAAGACUUUGUGCUUUAUCCGUGGAGGACACUUUAGUUAUGCUCAUUGAAAGGAUUAUGGAUAUGUAUUUCUUCUCCGAAAAUGAGGUGUCUAUGAUAAAGGGAUUCAUGAAAAAAUCCUUAAGUUUGAAGAUGCAUUGGCUACUCUUGGCGGGAUUUUGAAUAGGAGAAAUCCCAAGAGAGGUUGCUAGUGAAGAUUGAAGCUGGGAAACCUGCACUGGAAGAUACAGCUUGCAUUUCUGUUUGUUUCUAACAAUGGAAUAUGCCAAGGGGAAUGGUGUGUUGGAUCAACAGCUGUAUGGGGGCUGCUUUUUUAGGCACUGGCCUCCAAUUGGACUUUUGUCUAAAUUCAGCUUCUGUUUCUUUUCCCCUCGAGCAAUGGAAUUUUAGUUACUUCUCUGGAGGUACAUUCUUCUAAUACCUGAACCAUAUGAUUAAAUGUCAAGUGAUAUAAUAGGUGAUAUGGUUAAUGAACAAUUUCCAUAAUUAGGAACGACGCCUUUUGUUCUAGUGCAUUACAAGUGGUAGCAGAGGCGACGCCACAAUUCUUCAUGUGGGGUCGGCUGACCCCAUGGGGAAAAUACUCACCCUUGUUACUAUGCCAAUUUUGUUUGAUUAGUUAACAGCUGAUACCAUAAGCAAAUGUAGAUGACCACAUGACGAUGAGCCAAUAGCAUGGGAUAAUCUUUCCUACAGUUCUCUCUCUCUCUCUCAGAAAAAUCUUCAAAAAUGUACUAAUUUCGAAUUCCAACUCAUUCAGAGCAGGGACAGUGUUUGUUUUGGGUCUCAAAACCCAACUUCUCUCCCUCUACAUGGUCCUCAAUUGAUUUUUUCUAUCUCUCUCUCCACUCAUUACUCCCAAAAACCUCUCUCAACCGAAGGUGUUUUAUGGUUCUCAAAAAAAAAGAAAGCAAGGUGUUUUGUGGUUCUCCAUUCAGGAAAGAAUGUUUUUAUGUUAAUCUGGUAUUAAUUUAGAAUAUGCAUGAGAUAUUUGAAAAAAUAUCCACAUUUAUACACCUAUAUACACGUAUUUUUGGAAUAUUCCAAGGGUAAUGGAGACCAACUCCACAGGAUCAACGUUCUGGGGAUCAGUUUACAUUCAGCUGUAUUAGGGGGAUCCAUUUUCUUCAGGCAUUCAGCUGUAUUCGGGAUGCUUUUAUAGGCACUGGCAUUCAUUCAAUUUGACUUUUGUCUAUAUUCAGCUUCAGUUUCCUUUCCUCUCCAGCAAUGGAAUUUCAGUUCCUUCUCUUGUGGUACAAUGUUCUGAUUUCUGGACCUCAUGAUUGUAUGUCAACUGAUAUAAUCAGCGAUUCUCCAUCGUAUCGAAAUCUUUUAUGGUGGUUCUAUAAUUUGGAUGUGGCCCUUUUGUUCUUAUGCAUGGCAACUUACCAAUACUGAUGGAAGUAACUGAACUCAUGCUUUGUGUAAUUGGAUCUCUCUUCUCACUGUAGCUUGUGUUUUCUAGGUAUUGAAUUGUUAAUUGUGAAAUAAAAAAUGUGUCUGCGCCUUUUGUUUUAUUUUUGUGCUAAAGUAAUUCACCAGUUUUUCGUUUGGUUUAUUUUUCUUGUGGUGAAAGGGUUGAGCCCCAGUUGGUUUCUUUAUGUUCUUUCAAUUCCCCAAAAUAGAACAAGAAGUUGAACUAAAGGCAAAUGAAUUGUUGGUAGUGUACAGAAUCCGGUGCGUAAACAUUAUGUUGCGAAUGCAAAAGAGAUGGUUUGGGUUACCUCACACGAAUGUAAACCGAACCGGAUUGUUUCUGGAUGAAUCACGAGCUCCGGACAUGAACACAAACACAGCAACAAUCUCAAGUGAUGGAGUGAUACCACGAUCUUGGAGUAUCACUCUUAAUUCCAAGGUGCAAAAGCUUUGCGUUGAUCUAUGAUAGUAGAGACGAGAAAACCUUUGUUCUAGGGAGUAUUUUUUGUGCAUAUUUUUCUCUGUUUCUGCAGGAAUUAAAUAAAGGAGCAUCCCAGAUGCAUGCAAACUCAAUGUAAUCUGUCAUUGAAUCAUGAUCACAUUGGCGACACGAUUUCGUCCCGGACUUGUCCCCAAAUUCCAACACGAUCAAACUUUGGUGAUCCGUAUUCUUUCUCUGCGAUCUAUGUACAUUAUAUCCAUUCAUGCUGCGAAGCGAGAAUUCUAUAUUUUGUUCAUCUUCAUUUAUACUUCGUACUAUAAACUAUUCGUUUGCCCUUUAUUCCGAGCUUUCGUUGUAAACCUUCUAAAAUGGUCGGAUAUUGUUGGGAAGUGAAGAAAAGGCAUUCUUGUGACUC